AAGAAGAAGCAGAAGCUGGACUCCAGGUUCCAUGAUGCCUAGCGACCGACGGUUGGUCAGUGCGGUUGCAGGCGGGAGCAGGUUCCUGUCGUUUAUUUAGAUGUUAACGUUAGAGCUCUUCCUCAGUCGGUUGAAGUGUCUUGUCUGUGGUUAUGGACGGACUUCUGGCUCCUCACCAUGAGAAAAACAACAGAAAACCCCGGAAACGUUCGGGCACCUGCGGAAUACAUGUCCCCGAGGAGUAAAGUGAAGGACCUCACAAUUCAGCAACAUUCCACUCCCCAUGACGCGUCUUUUCACCAGGAGACUCUAAUGAAGCCCUCUCAGAUGCCUAAUCAGCUGUCUCACCCACCACCCAAGAGAGUGUUGCCACCUCAGAGCCCUGAGCUGUACCAAAUGGAUAGAUUGGGUCCACGUCAGCCCUCUUCUCAUCACCUGGGACCAAUCCAUGCAUCAGACAGCCCAGCUAAUGUUGGAAACCCAACAAUUAGGCCCCAUCACACGCCAAGGGACCGACUGGGUCCACCACAGCCCUCUGCUCAACCUCCAGGGCCCUUCUGCUCAUCACAUAUUGUUCCAGUUAGCCCAACAGACGGUGACAUGUCAGCAAAUAGUUCACAGCCCGCGCCUCCUGGUAUCUUUCACCAUGCUUCCCCUCACUUUAUGAGAGAUUUAAGCAAUUACACUCUGUCCUUCCACAUCAGGAGAGAUGAAUUAUCUGAAACCAAGGCCAGGUUGUCACAUUCAGGAAGCAGAAAUGUCAAGAAUCAAGAAUCAAACAAGGCUCAAUCCAGUGACAUGAAGAGUCCCGUACCAGCUGUCAAGCUGAACAGGCGCCCAGUGACCCCAUCACUUAACACCAGAACAGCUGAAGAAGUUCUCCCACAGCCCGUCUCAGACUCAGUGCCCCGGAGUCCUGCUUACAGCCACUCAACUCCACAUGGCUACCAGUCUUCUCAGAAUACCCACUCUUGUGAAAGAAGUAGUUCCAGUGUAUCGAUCACGAACAGCCCUGCAGCCCCUUGCCAGGACCAGCAACAAAAAGAAACGCCUUCAUGUAUUAAGUUACUUCCAGUAUUCAUCUGCUCAUCAUGGAAGAGGUCCAGAGAGCUUGAGGACUGUGACCACAAUGCCAAGAAACUGUGUAUUCCGGGUGGAAAAUCUGGAGAAGCACACACACCAACACCCACUGAUAACAACUCAGUCAGAACUCCCCCAGUGUCUCCAUCAAGGCCGUCUUCCUCCACAGAACUGCCAUUUGAAACCACAGAUAACCAUCAGUCAUCAGAGCUGGCAUGUGAAGAGCCUUCUUGUUUGGAACUGUCGUCGACAUUUACAACCACCCAGUCAUCCUGUGCAUCAAUGUCACUCAAACGACCACCAAUUGGGGCAAAGCAGGCUAAUAUAAGUUCCACUCAGGAUUCUAUUCUGAAGUUAAACGAGUUUAGGUCGCCUUCAAAUCCCGCUGAAGAGAGUUUACAAAAAAAUGAAGAGAAAAACAAUAAUACAAAUAUAUUGGGCUUUUUAUUAUCCCCUGAGGUCCCCCAAAGGCUCACUCAUAGUUUACCUCAUGUGCACCGCAGCAACUCAGUUUCAUCAGUCAAGACAGGGAGAAGCAAGAUGCACAGGAGCUCUCCCAAAUCCGAAUCGAAACUAUAUUCAGGUUAUGGUCGCUCGGUAGAACGAAAUAAAAUUGCCCGCUCACGAAGGCCUGUUGUAAUUAUUGAUGAUACAGUUGAGCUCUUUACCCCCGAUCCAAUGACUUAUGUAGUCAGUGCUAAGCCCAAGAAAGAUGGGGAAAAGAUCAAAUCACCCACCUCAGAGAAAAUUUUGUCAUCCAGCUCUGCAGUAACUGGAUCCUUGUGUCGCAAGACUCCAGAAAGUAGUUUUACUCAUGCAGAGGACACCAAAAUCUCUUCUUCAGGAGGUAACCCACAAUUCGCCUUGCCCACUGUAGCUUUAGAGCGAUUAAAACUUGAAAAUAUAGUCUCCUCUUGUCCUAAAGACAGGGAACUCAAAAACAGUUUUAUCACUUCCUCUGGGAAGAGGCUCAAUGAAGAACCUGUUAAAUCUGGUGGGAAACGCACCGUCAAGACUGUAACUACUGCUUCCGAACGAACGUCUAUUUCCCAUUGUUCUCAGCCUCCACCACUGGAGGGGCAGGAAAGUGAGGGGAAUAGUAAGCAGGAAAAUGAAGAGGAUGCCGUAGAUGUGGAACUGGACCUCGGCCUGAGCUUUGCAUUAGAUUUGGAUGUAACCGAGAGUACUCAGAGCAGUGAGGAGGGGUCGCUGCUUUCACUGCAGGAGAUGAUGAAGCAUGCUACCAAGCUUCCAGAUACGCCAGAGAAGGGAGCUCUCUUAGAGCCGAGUACACCUGGACACCACAGAAGCAAGUUAAAAUCCCAAUUACCAUCCUCCACUAAGCCAGGUUUCUACAAAAACAAUCUUGAUCAAAUGCUGAAGGAAAUAAACACCAAUAAAAAAGCUAAAGAGAUUGAGGUACAGCUCCUGACUGCAUGUCAAGAGGACCUGUUGAGAAUAGCUGAAUAUGAGACAGAAGAGAAACGGGAGGAGGGCAUCUCCACUGAACAACAGGAAUUUCUGCAGCGCUACUCACUGACGUCCAGUGCAAUCAGGGAUGUUCCCCCUGGAGAAACAGUGUUCAACGUGGAGAAAUUUGGUCAGAUUUUCAACCAGGACACACUGCAGCUCCGACAAUGCAUGGUCACCGCGCAGGGGACAGCAAAGUACACUCUUCUCUGGUCCAGUCCUGCUCAACUGAGAUUGCAUGUGAUGAUUGGAUUGUUCCAAGAAGCUUACAACUGUUCCUCGCCCUGUCCAGCUCAGAUUACCCGUUUCCUGUUCAAGAUGAUGUCAGUCCAUAGCGAGAGGCUGGUAUCCAAAAAGAUAUUACAGGCCCUCUGUGACAUCGCCUGCACUGCUGUUAAUCAGAUAGUGAAAAAUGGAAGCCAGCAGUUUAAACUGUGGGUUCCAAGUUUGGCUGAUGUGACGCUGGUCCUAAUGAAUAUGGGAGUUGCUUUUGUGACUCUCUUCCCAUUCGAGAAUCUGCAACCUCCAUUUACAGAAGGAGAUUUGCUGGAGGACAUUUCUAUCCAAUGUGACAUUGCUUCCAGCGACAAGGAACGAGGAACUGUCCCCGAGCACAACUACAACAACAUCUUGAAGUACUUGUCUUUCUGUAUGGGCCUGAAUCCACGGGCGUACAGCGACGACGAGCUGCUGCUGUUGCUUACUGUGGUGGGAAAGGUCUGCCUCGACACGCAGCUCAUCCUCCAGUCCAGUGUGGAGCUGUUUUCUCUACAGUAUAAAAUUGUCAACAACAUCAGGGACUGGGACACUAUGCUGCCCAGAAUCUGUCAGGCCCUUACUGAUCUGACUAAGGACCACCACAACAUGUGCCUGCUCGUCCAACUGCUGCCUGACAACACACGUGGAAAGCAGCUGCGUCAACAUCUGAGCCUGUCUAUGAUCUCUAAGCUGUUGGGUGGAAAACGCACUUCCAGACCUAAACAAAAAGACUUUCAGCUCUCCAUGCUGAGGCCAUACCUUCGCUCUAUGCAACCAUCCGCCAUUUUCCGAAGAAUGCUGAGCUCCUCCAGCAUUACUCAGAAUGAAAAGGUGGACAAGGUCACACUUGACCAACAGUCCUACUACCUCUGCUUUAGCCUUCUGACAUUGACAAGUGAAGCCUCCAACUUUCAGUUCUUCCCAGCCAAUCAGAAGGGGCAGCUCCUCGCUCUGUGCUCUGAGCUUGAAACGCAUAUUAAGAGUGACAUCAGAGAGAGCGAGAAAUGUCUUUACCGGAGCAAAGUAAAGGAUCUAGUGGCCAGGAUCUACACCAAGUGGCAGAUGGUGCUUCAGAAGAUCAGGCCUCUCCAUGGCAAGCUGUAUGACUACUGGCAACCUCCGUCUGUGGAUACAUUGGUCUGUAGACAAGAAGAGCCGAGUGGUGAUGGAGAAGGAGUCGUGAUUUUGGAGAAUAAACAAGUGGAGGAAACCAACCGAGCUGAAGAGAGUGAGGCCGAACUGAUUGCUGAGGAGGAUGAGGCCAUACUGAUCGCUGAGGAGGAACAGAACAUGGAACUGGGUGAAACUCAUGGAGGAGCUGAAGGACUCAAGCGCAUGGAGAAAAAAAAUGAAACAAAAGAUGCAAUAGGACCCGUUCCUGGGGAGCUGAACCAAGAGGUAGAAGAUGACACUCUGGUUCAUACAAGACAAACUUCUGACUAUAACCUGGUACCAGCUUGUGAUAAAGUCUAGAAGUUAUUUUAAAAUUGUCCAGGCUUUAAUAGCUAUUUUCUUAACAAUAUGCUAAAUUUGCACUAGUACCUUUCGUCUGUUCCUCUGUUUAGUGUGAUUGUUGGUAAAAAACAUUUAUUGUAUAUUUUUGAAGUAAAUAUUUUUAAGAGAGCUCACAAUGUUUCAUCUGCAUUUGGCAAAUGCUGCACAAUACAAUUUGUUUUUUUUACAAUUGAUGUAUGUUUUUGUUAAUUAAUUCAUUACAGUGCUGCUGUUUUCAGAUAUUUAGCUGUAUAAAUUAAUGUGUGUGUGUGGGGGGGGGGGGGGUGAAUGCUUACAACAACAUGUGUUUCUUCAGAGAAACCCUGUUUUCCUCCAGCAUUGUUCAUUUGAUACAAUUACGUAAUGCCUCAAAAACAGUGUAUGUAUGAGUGUCCAUGUUUGUGUCUCCCAGUCUGAGUAAGUUCCUGAAGUUACUCUGUGCUGGAAAUCAGCUGGAAACCAAAAAUAUUUACAAUGCAAUGAAAAAACUUUCAUGUUUCUGUUGUUACAAAGUCUGUGAUGUUCAACACUGGCCUGUUACAGUUAUUUGUGGAGUUUUCAAAAUCUUCUUGACCAAGUAGUCCUUUGACUUAAAAACAGCAGCUAGUGAGGUUCUCAGGUGUUAUUGUUUUGUCACCUCCAGUAAUUGUCAGAAAGCUGCAGUUGGCCUUAUUAGCAGCAGGUCAUAAUUGUAAAAACAGACAUUUUUAAUAACAUUAAUGACCAUUUUUCUGUAACUAUGACCAUGACUAACUUCAUUUACACUUUGUAUAGUUGACAAAUUUACUCUGUCAUUUAUUUUCAUACACAUUUUGUUGAAUUAUUUUCAUGUUUACUGUGUUGAGUGUGUGUGCAUGUUGAUUUUUUUAUUGAUUCAAAAUAUUUUUAUAUCUUUUGCCAAAUGAAGAAAAUAAAGUUUAUUUACAUGUA
Messenger RNA from Platichthys flesus (European flounder), 5232 nucleotides. RefSeq names its product SMC5-SMC6 complex localization factor 2 (gene slf2). Bases 178 to 4281 code for a protein of 1367 amino acids. The record is from RefSeq and is a predicted model, not a curated record. Lineage: Eukaryota; Metazoa; Chordata; Actinopteri; Pleuronectiformes; Pleuronectidae. The transcript is spliced from 21 exons.